ACUCGGUGAGGAGCUCACAGCUCACGCGCACCUCCCGCUGCUGGAUUAUCAGGAAGCUCUCGCUGGACGCUUUCAUAUCGUUUCUCCCGAAGGAUCCAGUUGGAAGAACCGUCACUGAAAAACAUGCAUGUGUUUUGCUCUCGUCUUGUAGAAUAAGCAAAGCGAGACUAGAGAGUUUACUUUUAGUUUCUGUCUCGUCACGGUGCGCCUGCUGCUGCUGCUGCGCUUCUUCUGGACACUGCGACAGGUCAGCAGAGAGCCGCUGUCCUGCAACACAUCAGAUAUGCUGGACGGAAUCAAAAUUGAAGACCAGUUCAGAACAGCAGCAGAGUCUCUGGGAGUGAUGCUGGGCUCAGACUGCGUCCAUCAGAGCGUGUGUGAAGGAUGUCGCAGACCGAUCUCUGACCGCUUCCUCCUGCGAGUGAACGACAGCUCGUGGCACGAGGAGUGUCUGCAGUGCUCGGUGUGUCAGCAGCUUCUCAGCAUGAGCUGCUACUCCAGAGACCAGAAACUCUACUGCAAACACGACUACCAACAGUUGUUUGCAGCCAAAUGCAGUGGCUGUCUGGAGAAGAUCGCUCCCACUGAAUUUGUGAUGCGCGCACUAGAAAGUGUGUAUCAUCUAGGCUGCUUCUGCUGCUGUGUGUGCGAGCGACAGCUGUGUAAAGGAGACGAGUUUGUCCUGAAGGAAGGACAACUGCUGUGCAAGAACGACUAUGAGAAGGAGAAGGACUUACUGCACGCGGUCAGCCCGGACAUGUCUGACUCCGACAAAAGUGAGGAUGAAGAUCUGGACUUGAAGCCGGAGAAAGGAGCAGGAGGUCAGGGCAAAGGAGCCGAUGACAGCAAAGACCCACGCAGACCCAAGAGACCUCGCACCAUCCUCACCACCCUGCAGCGGCGUGCAUUCAAGGCCUCCUUUGAGGUGUCAUCCAAACCAUGCCGAAAGGUCAGAGAGACGUUGGCAGCUGAAACCGGUCUAAGUGUUAGAGUCGUUCAGGUGUGGUUUCAGAACCAAAGAGCAAAGAUGAAGAAAUUAGCACGCCGACAACAGCAACAACAAGAGCAGCAAAACCCUCAGAGACUCGGACAAGAUGUGAUCUCAAGCCGAAUGGAGAAUCUGAUGAACUCUUAUACGCCACUGGCUCCACCUCCACAACAUCAAUUAGUCUCCAUGGAGACCAACGGAUACAGCACAGACCCGUUCCAGCAUGGUCUGACCCCUCCGCAGAUGCCCGGAGAUCACAUGAAUCCGAGAGACUCGGACAAGGUACUAAACACACACAAAUGCGACAGAGCCAACAUAUAUGUGAUCUCAAGCCGAAUGGAGAAUCUGAUGAACUCUUAUACGCCACUGGCUCCACCUCCACAACAUCAAUUAGUCUCCAUGGAGACCAACGGAUACAGCACAGACCCAUUCCAGCAUGGAAACGACUCGAUUUUCCAUGACAUUGACAGCGACACGUCUCUGACCAGUCUGAGCGACUGCUUCAUGGCUGCGUCAGAAGCCGGAUCCCUUCAGACCCGCGUGGGAAACCCCAUCGACCGCCUCUAUUCCAUGCAGAGCUCCUACUUCGCCUCCUGA
Sinocyclocheilus grahami is the source of this 1585-nucleotide messenger RNA. RefSeq names its product LIM homeobox transcription factor 1-beta-like. Lineage: Eukaryota; Metazoa; Chordata; Actinopteri; Cypriniformes; Cyprinidae. The transcript has 9 exons. Bases 284 to 1585 code for a protein of 433 amino acids. The record is from RefSeq and is a predicted model, not a curated record. Gene Ontology annotation, molecular function: RNA polymerase II transcription regulatory region sequence-specific DNA binding; DNA-binding transcription factor activity, RNA polymerase II-specific. Gene Ontology annotation, cellular component: nucleus. Gene Ontology annotation, biological process: neuron differentiation; regulation of transcription by RNA polymerase II.